AUGAGGUUAUUACACCGACUCUCGGAGCUGUCAGUUCUGGCCAGCUUGGUUCUGGCCCACGAAGGUCAUAAUUAUGACCACCAUCACCACCCUGAUCACAGUCAUGAUCACGAAGAUUUGGGGGCAGUCAAGAUCUGCGGGGACGGUGGCUCUCUCACCGGUGGAUGUCAAGAUGGCCUAGGAAGCAUGGGUGCGGCCGACGAGAAGGAGUUCCUCUGGAAGGAAAACGACACCGCCCAAAAGCCUGUUACCUCAACAGACGAUGAUAGCAAGCCAAAAGGAUAUCCCUGGACCCAUACCACACCAUGCUUCACCAGCCCCCAACCCGAUACCUCCAUCUGCGUCUUCACAGACAACAACUUUGCCAACGGCAGGGGAGCCUCCUUCAUCACCACCCCCCACCGCGCUGAGUAUCUAGCCACCACCCCAGCCUUUGUCGACCAGGACCUCGUGAAGAAUAUCAACCAAGACCUCCACCGCACCGCUCCUUCCAAAUACGAGAAGCACCAGAUCCCCGGCAAGGGCAUGGGCCUCAUCGCCAAAGUGCACAUCCACCGCGGAGACCUCAUCAUGGCCAACACACCCUCCCUGAUGAUCGACUACCGCGCCUUUGAGGACCUCCCCAAGGAAGAAUACCGCCAACUUCAAGCCGCAGCCGUGGACCAGCUCCCCGACCUCCACCGCGAGCACAUCAUGGCCCUCUCCACCCACGACGGCAUCGAGCGCACCCACAUCGAACGGAUAGACAAAAUCUGCUCCACCAACGCCUUCGACAUCGACCCCGACAGCGACGACGAGACCCAGGACCACGGAUUCUAUGUCGUCUUCCCCGAGAUCGCAAGGAUGAACCACGACUGCCGCCCCAACGCGGAUUACUACUUUGAUCACGAGACGCUAACCCAGUACAUCCACGCCAUCCGUGACAUUAGCCCCGGGGAGGAGCUCACCCUCUCGUACAUCAACCCCAUUAUGAAGAAGCGCGCGCGCAACAAGAAGCUGAACCGGAUUUGGGGGUUCCAGUGUGCUUGCCCGUUGUGCACAAAGGAACAGGCGCAGGUCGAGGCGUCGGAUGUUAGGAUCCACCAGAUCAAGGAGCUGGUUGGGGAGUUUAGCGAUUGGAGCUCGGAUAGCAGGGCGACGCCGCAGUUGGCGGAGCUGGUGUUGAGUCUGUAUGAGCAGGAGAAGCUUUGGGGGAGCAUGUAUGAGGCGUAUACUUGGUUGGCGCUCGAGUAUAACGCUGUUGGGGAGCCGUGGACCGCGGUGAAGUGGGCGAAUAGGGCGGUCGAGUGGGGGAUUCCGGUCGUAGGACCCAAAGAUGGGGAUAUGGAGCAGAUGAGGAGGCUGAUCAAGGACCCGUGGGCGCAUUGGAGUUGGUUGAAGAGGGUCAAGGUUAGAGGGGGGUGGGGGAAGGGGAGUGAGAGGGAGGGGGAUGGGGAUGAUGAGGAGGAGUAG
Podospora anserina S mat+ is the source of this 1452-nucleotide messenger RNA. RefSeq lists its product as uncharacterized. NCBI's taxonomy places the organism in Eukaryota, Fungi, Ascomycota, Sordariomycetes, Sordariales, Podosporaceae. The transcript has a single exon. Gene Ontology annotation, molecular function: protein binding. The record is from RefSeq and is a predicted model, not a curated record. Bases 1 to 1452 code for a protein of 483 amino acids.